This is a messenger RNA of Wickerhamiella sorbophila, 981 nucleotides long. RefSeq lists its product as hypothetical. Lineage: Eukaryota; Fungi; Ascomycota; Dipodascomycetes; Dipodascales; Trichomonascaceae. The transcript has a single exon. The record is from RefSeq and is a predicted model, not a curated record. Bases 1 to 981 code for a protein of 326 amino acids.
AUGAAGUCAUUCCUUACAGUUGUUGCCGUUCUUUCAGCUGUAGCAGUUGCUCUUCCAUUAAGUGCUGAUGUCGCCUUAGAGGUUAUCAGACACCAGGCCCCACGGGAUUCUGCCAUUGUCGUUUUCACUAAAGACGAUGGCACACUGUGGAUUGGCAUGCCUGCUACCUGCGAUGGCACGCAGCUCGUCAUCGAGCCCAAUACGUUGACCGACAGAGCCACAAACAAGGUCUUGAACGUCAACCAGCAGUCCGGAGCAAUCCAGCUAUCUGACGCUCAGCGCUCGGAUUUUGCGUUUUCAGGCGAAGAGCUAGUCCUCAGUGGGACAUCUAAGGGCAUCGCCUGUCCAAGUAGCACAGGUGUUCAGUUGUUUUGGGGCGAAGAGUCCAUGUGCACCAACGGUACUCGGGUUGACUUGUUCCAAUCUCAACAUAUCUUGAAAAAGGAACGCCGAAGCUUUUUCGACAACGCAGAAGCAAUGGUUGCUGGAGGGCAGCCUGACGAUGCCUCACUUUUCGGCUUGGACUUGGAAAAGCGUUCGCUGGAUGUCUCUAAACACCUCAGAUGCGGGUGUGGGUGCGAGGGUGCUUGCGGUUGUAGCGUAGGAUCGCCUUGUGGUAUUCCGCCGCCCUGCGCCAUUCCGCCGCCCUGUGCGCCCUGUGCUAUUCCACCGCCUUGUGCUAUUGUGCCACCCUGUGGUGUCCCUCCUCCAUGCGGAUGUAGUACCUGCGACGGCCGCUGCGAUGAGUGUCAGUUCAAACGCUGGAAAGACAAGCAUUGCUUCUGCGACCUCCUGCGACCCUGGGGCAACUUAUUUGACUGCAUAGUCCCUGACCACUGCCCCAUGGAAUGCUGCUGUCCGGCCGCCCAGUGCUCUGCCAGGCACCACGAAACUGACUGCUACAAACCCGACUGCUAUUGCCAGGACCCCCGAUUCUACUAUCCUUAUCAUUCACGCUACGAGCACUGGUGCUAUAAAUGA